UGAUGGUCCAAAAAAAAAGUUUAAAAAAUGAUGAAGGGUAGAGAUGAAAUGGAUAUAAAAAAAAGAUGUUUUCUGCAAGCUGUUGAUCAAUUAGGACAAGGGUCCACAGUUCUUUGGAUUUUACUUAUCAUGAAUCUUUCAACAACAUUUUUAUUCGGGAUAAAUUCAAUGUCUUACGUUUUCAUCACUGAAGUACCCAAAUAUUGGUGUUCUCCUCCAGAGCUUGUGAAAGCUAACUGGACGAUAGAUCAAAUAAAAAAUAUAACUGCUGUCGAUGAUUGCCAUUCUUACAAAUACAAUUAUACUUACUUAGCAAGUAAAGGAUACGAUAAAGUUUCACGAUAUGUAAAAGAUGUCAAGUUUUUACCAAGUAUAGAUUCUUGUUCGUCAUUUACUUUCGAUGAGAGUAAACGAUCAACAAUUGUCAAUGAGUGGAGCUUAGUGUGUGACAGAAAAUUAUAUCGAGCAAAUACAUUUCUCGUAUAUUCACUUGGAAUAGUCACUGGUUCUGGACUAUUGGGUACUUAUGCAGAUAAAUAUGGAAGAAAAAAUUCUUUGAUUAUCAGUAUAAUCUUUCAAGUUAUUGCUGGGCCAGCGAGUGCACUAGUACCGUGGUUUUGGGCUUAUAUGGUAUUCCGAUUUUUUACCGGAUUUAGCGUGGGGGCGAUGUAUUCUUCAGCAUUUACGAUCUUAUCCGAAAUCGCAAAAGGCAACAGAAGAAAAUUUUUUGCAGCAGGUCUUGAUGCUUCUUUUUCAUUUGGAACAUUCUUUUUGAUCGGCAUGGCGUAUUUUUUGCCGAAUUGGCGCCAACUACAAUUAGCUAUGUCAUGCUUCAUUCUUCCAAUGAUAAUUCUAAUUUGGUGGAUUCCCGAGUCGCCUAGGUGGUUAAUCUCUCAGAACCGUUACGACGAAGCUCAGAAGAUAAUUGAAAAGUAUUGUAAAUCGUUUGUCAUGACCCAAACUUCUGCUGCAGAAAACCAAACGAAUGAUUCUACUUUAUCAUCUUCAGAAUGUUCUCCAACGUUGGAAGAAAAAAAAGGGUUCUUUAAGCGAAAUUCCGAAAGCUUGCGAAUCCUGUUCACGCAAUCAGAUUUAAGAAAAAAAAUUUUGUUCAUGCAUUUUUCAUAUUACGUAACAGCAGUCGUAAGCUUGACACUCGCUUUUAAUGUUGAUAAUUUUAAAUCAAAUCGUUAUAUUUAUUUAUCAAUACUUUCAAUUAAUGAAGUGAUAGCCAAUUUAGCAACUUCAGUAGUCUUGAUGUUCAUAAGCUGUCGAAAGACACUUAUUAUAAAUUACUUUAUCGGAAGCAGUUUAAUGAUGGCAAUUAUUGCAGUUCCCGAAGACAAUAGAAAUAUAAUCGUUGGAUUAGCAUUAACAGCAAAAUUUUGUACAUCAGCAGGUUUUACUACUAACUUGGUUCUCAAUUCAGAGUUAUUCCCCACGAACGUCCGGAAUACGGCAUUUGGUACCUGCAUAGUAAUGGGACAAUUAGGUUCUUUAACCGCGCCGUAUGUUAUUGACUUACUUGGUAGUCUGAUUUGGUAUGCUCCGACCACAUUUUGCGGACUAUUGUCUCUCAAAGUUGGACUGCUGGGACUUUUGACGCCACUGACAAAAAUAGAUGAUGAAAAUGAUUGUACUGUCGUUAAAAAUCGAUUUAAUACGAUAGAAAUUCACAGAGGAGGAUAAUAUAUGCAACAGUAUUAAUAUCAUAAAGUUUUUA
Messenger RNA from Cotesia glomerata, 1723 nucleotides. RefSeq names its product organic cation transporter protein-like. The transcript has 6 exons. Lineage: Eukaryota; Metazoa; Arthropoda; Insecta; Hymenoptera; Braconidae. The record is from RefSeq and is a predicted model, not a curated record. Gene Ontology annotation, biological process: transmembrane transport. Gene Ontology annotation, cellular component: membrane. The coding region runs from base 28 to 1689 and encodes 553 amino acids. Gene Ontology annotation, molecular function: transmembrane transporter activity.